UUGGUUUACGGUUGUAUGGCUGCUCCAGCUACAAUCGUUACAAUUUUUAUUACUAAUACUUUUUUGAUUUUGCUUGUCUAAUCUAAAUGUGGGGUACUUUAUUAAUUAGUGCCUUUAUUUUACUAUUAAUAUGGGAUUAUUUCAAUAAGAAACAUCGCAAUGAAAUAUUAAGAAAAUCCAAUAUCUAUGGCGGUCUAUCGCUGCCUUUAAUAGGAGGAGCUUUGCGUAUGGUGGGCACCAACUCACAAAAUGUCAUCGAUCGUUUGCGUUUGUUUGUUAAGGAAAAUGGCAAAAUGUUUCAUACUUGGGUUCUACAUCAGCUGGUUGUAUUUUGUGCCGAUCCUAAGGUCCUAGAGACUCUGCUUAGUAGUCCCGUGCAUAUAACAAAGAAUAAUGUCUAUGAUAUGUUGUCUUUGUGGUUGGGAGAUGGUCUGCUUAUGAGUACGGGCAAAAAGUGGCACACACGUCGCAAGAUCAUAACGCCCAGUUUUCAUUUCAAGAUUUUGGAGGAGUUUGUGGAGAUAUUUGAUCGUCAAACUAAUGUUAUGAUCAAGCAGUUAAGUGCUAAGGUCAAAGAUGAAAAUGUAGCCAUUGAUAUGUUUCCGGUAGUGUGUUUGACAGCUUUGGAUAUCAUAGCAGAGACGGCCAUGGGAGUACAGGUUAAUGCUCAGUCGAAUCCGAAUAUUGGUUAUGUGCAGUCGGUGAAAAUAGUAACCGAAAUCAUCUCAACUCGCCUACGUAAACCUCUCUGGCGCACAGAUGGUCUCUUCAAACUAUUUGCCCCUCAUGUUCAUCAAAACAUGAUGAAACACAUAAAUCUUAUGCAAAAUUUUACCAAAGAUGUCAUCGAAAAACGUCGAGACACCCUAGAAAACUUACUCAAAAAUACAGACACCGAAAAACCUCAAGAAAUUGAUGAAGAUGAUGCCAUUGGUGGUAAGAAACAUAUGGCUCUCCUAGAUCUUCUGUUGCAAGCCUCAGUUGAGGGAAAACCUUUAAGCAAUGAGGAUAUACGUGAAGAGGUGGAAACUUUUAUGUUUGAAGGACAUGAUACCACCACCAGUGGUACCUCAUUUGCUCUCUAUGUAAUAUCCAGACACCCCGAGGUGCAAAAGAAAUUAUUUGCCGAAAUAAGAGAAGUAAUAGGAGAUGAUAAGAAUCAAGCGCCCUCCUAUAGACAAUUGCAAAAUCUACGUUAUAUGGAAUGUGUUAUAAAGGAAUCAAUGAGAUUGUAUCCUCCAGUACCCAUAAUUGGCAGAUAUUUUAAAGAGGAUACGGAUUUGAAUGGCACUAUUAUACCCGGUGAUUGUCAUUUAAAUGUACCCUUAUUUGUGGUCUUACGUGAUCCUGACUACUUCCAAGAUCCCAAUGACUUUAAGCCCGAACGUUUUGCUUCAGAAAAUCCCGAAGAUAUUUUUCCAUUUGCCUAUACGCCCUUUAGUGCGGGGCCACGCAAUUGUAUUGGUCAAAAAUAUGCUAUGCUGGAAAUGAAGAGUGUUAUAAGUAAAAUUUUGCGUCAUUAUGAAUUGCUGCCUGUAGGACCUGAGGUGGUGCCGGUAUUGAGUUUAAUUUUACGUUCCAAAACUGGCACACAUAUUGGUUUAAAACCGAGAUUGUACUCGGUGUAUUAGUAGUAUUAUUAAUCUUUGAAUUGAAAAACAAAGGUGGAUUAAAAGCUUUUCAAAAUAUAUUUUUUUUAGAAAAUUAGAAGCAUAUUAAAAUUCUGUAUAUUAAAAA
Molecule: messenger RNA, 1737 nt
Organism: Calliphora vicina (urban bluebottle blowfly)
Lineage: Eukaryota; Metazoa; Arthropoda; Insecta; Diptera; Calliphoridae
Product: cytochrome P450 4d2-like
Exons: 4
Coding region: 87-1631 (514 amino acids)
Molecular function (GO): heme binding; monooxygenase activity; oxidoreductase activity, acting on paired donors, with incorporation or reduction of molecular oxygen
Source: RefSeq, a predicted model, not a curated record